AUGUUCAAGAAAAGAGUCGUCAAGGAUCCCACUAGCAGCUUCAAGAGAAAAACCACGGAGCUUGGAAAUGAUGAUCCAGAAGGCACGUUCACUCCGGAGGAACGAAAAUCGAUAAAACGGUCAAAGUUGACCAAUGCUACUGCAUCCACACCACCAAGAAAGAUUUUACCGACGUCCACAUCUUCUUCGUCAUCACUGCUACUACCGAAAGCUGAAAAUGACAAUGAAGAGUUGCCCCCAGUGGCCACUGUAGCAAAGACGUCAUCGAUAAAGCCGGUUCCUGAAAGUAUCAACAUCACAACAAUUAUGGAUUUUCAACCUGAUGUGUGUAAAGAUUUCCAACAGACGGGUUAUUGUGGAUACGGUGAUACUUGCAAAUUCCUUCACAUUAGAGAUGAAUCAAAACAGAAGAAACCAAUCAAGAAAGAAUGGGAAGACGUAGUCGCAAACAACGAAAACAAUAAGAAGAGCAUCAAGAUCAACAACUCCCUAACUUCAACCAUACCGUUCAAGUGUAUACUUUGCAAGAAAGAUUACCAGAAACCAAUCAAGACUCAAUGUGGUCAUUUAUUCUGUCAAGCUUGCUUUUUGAAUCGGUUUAAAGUGCAAAAGAUAUCCAGUUGUGCUAUAUGUAAUAAAGAUGUUGAAGGAGUUAUGAUUCCGGUGUCGAAAAAGGAGUUGAAUGAGUUGAUUGGAUGA
Lodderomyces parapsilosis is the source of this 699-nucleotide messenger RNA. RefSeq names its product U2-type spliceosomal complex subunit. The transcript has a single exon. The coding region runs from base 1 to 699 and encodes 232 amino acids. Gene Ontology annotation, biological process: snoRNA splicing. Lineage: Eukaryota; Fungi; Ascomycota; Pichiomycetes; Serinales; Debaryomycetaceae. Gene Ontology annotation, molecular function: metal ion binding. Gene Ontology annotation, cellular component: U2-type spliceosomal complex. The record is from RefSeq and is a predicted model, not a curated record.